Messenger RNA from Rotaria sp. Silwood1, 1731 nucleotides. The record is from the annotation of a GenBank genome assembly. Lineage: Eukaryota; Metazoa; Rotifera; Eurotatoria; Philodinida; Philodinidae.
AUGUUAGUACCAUUAAGACAACUGGAACUUCGUCGAACACAUGACAAGCUAGAAAUAAUAUCUGUUCUUCAGGAAAUUCCUCCAGUAACUCAAUCACGUAAUGCAAUAUUAAUUGGAUCCCGUGCUGUUAUUAAGUUUUUGCCCAACUAUCGAGAUGAAAACAACAAACAUAUAGAUUGGGAUAUUAUCAGUUCCCCAACAUAUUUAUUAGAAUGGCUACGCAAACAUGAUGAAAUGAUUAACAGCAUUGAAAUGAUCAUUCCGACUUUAAAUGGUGAUACAUUAGAUUUAUAUGUCCAUUGUUCUCUUAAGAACGAUAUAAUAUUUGAUUUUGCCGUUUCACGAUCGCCAACAUCAUACACAACCUAUAUACUGAAUAACUUGAACAGUUGGUAUGAAUCAAUGGUACGAUGGUAUGGAAAACAUGAUCAGCUGUUCUACGCUUCGAAAAAGCUUUUGUUAAUAUUAAAAAAAUAUAUGCUCUACUAUCCACAUCAAUGGGAAAAAACAGCCAAAGACUAUCGACACUUACUUUCCAUUACCGAUCCAGUUGAUGAAGGUGAUAAAGAGCUAUGCGAUUUAUUUAUUCGUUAUAAUGAAAAAUUACAUGGUGAGCGUUCGCCAGAUAAAGCUGAGUUCGUUAUGACUCCUCAAGAUAGUAAACAAGAUAUAGUUAUUAAUCGAAACAAAUUUUUCCAGUACACAAAAGACGAACAAAUAGUAUGUGUUUAUCAAGCAGCUAGUAGCAUGUCUAUUGAUAGUAAUAUUCUCAUGGGAUUAGAGCAUAUUUGCACUAAGAGUCCACCAUGGCUAGCUAAUUUUGUUAUCGAUAAUUGGAUAGAUAUUCUGAACGAGAAAUACAAACAAAAGCGUCCAUUGGCACGUUCAUGUAUCCAGUUCGAAAUUCAUAAUUAUCGUUUAUUUCAACAGUUACCUGGGUUUGUAACAAAAAAGAUUCUCCUAAAUAUCACUGAUCCACUGGAUUUUUAUUCCAUGAAAUCUGUGUGUAAAAAUUGGUAUAUAAUUAUAAAUCAACAAUCAUUUUGGCGAGUCAUGUAUUUAGCUCGUUAUGGACAGUAUGCUGGAGAUAUUAACACAGUAACAAGUUGGAAACUGUUGUUUUUAAUAAAGUUGAAAAACGAGACUGAGAAUGAGUCAAUUUACUUCGAGCAGUUAGUUGAUGUCACCAUUCAAUUGAGUGAAACCACAGCAAACGACGUCUUACGCUUAUGGGAAGAUUUUACACAUGAAAAUCAAUCCGUUCAUCCUGAUAUUGUUUCUCAAAUUAAUUAUAUUUUCUCUCAUUCUUAUUACUUUUAUAUGAAUGAAACAUCAAAUUACUAUUCCGUUAAACUUGUCCUCAUUGGAUUAUAUCAUCCACGAUCACAAUCAAUAGCAACUUUAAAUCUACGUGUAGGCGCGUAUGGAUCUUCGUAUUUUACUGAUCACAUGGAAGAAUUGUCAAUUAAAUGCAACAAAGAUUCAGAUGAUUCUUGUUACUUGUCAUUUAUGGGUCCAGAGUUGUUUGGAUUCGACAUGGGAGAGCGUUUUUAUUAUCGUACAGAACGGGGCACUCUUUUAACAUCCACUCCCAGCGAAAUUUGUCCUGCACUUCCGUCGGGUAUUGCUUUAUGUCUAUUCACUAUGAUGGUUCAUCCAGCUCAUCGUGCACAAUUUAUUUCGUAUUUGAGAAAAUGUGAAAGUAACUGCCGUUCCAAAUCAUUGUACUAA